Molecule: messenger RNA, 2423 nt
Organism: Cervus elaphus (red deer)
Lineage: Eukaryota; Metazoa; Chordata; Mammalia; Artiodactyla; Cervidae
Gene: SPEF1
Product: sperm flagellar 1
Exons: 7
Coding region: 1052-1762 (236 amino acids)
Biological process (GO): regulation of cytoskeleton organization
Cellular component (GO): axoneme
Molecular function (GO): microtubule binding
Source: RefSeq, a predicted model, not a curated record
AAAACCAUGAGAAAACAUGUACAGAAAAGUGCCCAAAGCCAAAUCACUAGUCUGUGGCAGAAGCAAGCUCUCUUCCCCAGGCUGAUCUUGAAGUGUCCCUUUACUAAGACAUUCUUAGCUCUGUUUUCCUAAAGGAACUGGUUACUGACUCAGUUUCUAAACUGUAGAAUAGCUCUGGGAGAUGAAUGGUGUAGAAGUGUCUACAGGAGCUGAAGCUCUGGUACUUAUAACUAACUCCUGUUCCCCCAGUCCCCAAAUACAGAUCUGUAAAUAUCUUUCCCAUUCUCCCUAUUACUCCUUUGGGACAAAUAGAUGAGAACCAUAUCCAUUUCAUGAAGAAGGAAAUAGGGUUAAGGACUUAAAUGACCUGCAAAGACACUGGUCUUGAGGUCUGGUGUUCUCCCUGGGAAUCUGGGUUACAUAUUAAAUGCCUCACCAGGAUUCCACUGGGGAUGGGGGUGGGGGGUAAGGGACAGUGGUGUGGAGAUGGCUCUAUGAGCACAGAGCUUUGAGGAGGGACCUGGCAAGGACUGUCACACAGCCUUCCACAGUCCAGAUGUGAAGCAGCUGGUGACUAACAAUGGACCCCCAGAUAAAGCUGACAAACACUGGGCUGCUGCCUUCACUUGGGACUGAUUGCUAAAGGACCCUGAAGGGGAUCCUUGUUCUGAAGACACUGAUGCAGGGGUUCUGGAGGCCUGGUUGUCUUCGGCAGUUCCCAGAGUGGGCCAGUGUCCGGUCAGCAUUUGGCAGAGGUGGUUUCUUGGGAGGCGGGGAAGAGAAACAGCUUUUUCAAAGUGAGGCCUGAAGGGAGGCAGCGGGAGGGGGGAAAACUACAACUCCCAGAAGCCCCUGCUCCCCGGAGAGUCAGUUUCGGUUGCCAUGGUUUCAGAAAACAAUAUGGCCGCUCCCAGCUGGGACGCGAGUCUGGGUUAGAGACGCAGCGGCGGAUCUGGGUCGCAGCAGUGGCGAGAGAAGAGGUCUUGAGGGCUCGUGAGGUUGGCCCUGGACGCUAUACAGCUGGAACAGGCUGACCUUUCCGAGGGCGCCAAUGGCGGGCAGCGUGGAUGAGGAAGCACUGCACCAACUGUAUCUGUGGGUAGACAACAUCCCUCUGUCCCGGCCCAAGCGAAAUCUGUCCCGGGACUUCAGUGAUGGAGUCCUGGUAGCAGAGGUCAUCAAGUUUUACUUCCCCAAGAUGGUGGAGAUGCACAAUUAUGUCCCUGCCAACUCUCUCCAGCAGAAACUGAGCAACUGGGGUCACCUGAACAGGAAGGUGCUGAACAAACUGAACUUCUCUGUACCAGAAGACGUGAUGCGCAAGAUAGCACAGUGUGCCCCAGGUGUGGUGGAGCUGGUGCUCAUUCCACUGAGGCAGCGCCUAGAGGAGCGUCAGAAACGUAGGAAGCAGGGCAUCGGCUCCUUACAGGAGCUGGCUCCGCAGGAUGGCACUGACUACAUGGAUGUGGGUUUGUCCCAGAAGGCCCGAGGGGAAGGUGCCCCAGACCCCCAGGGACGGGGGCAACUCAGGGAGGGCCGACUGCCUGUGCCCCAGCCUCCAGGGUACAGCCAGGCACUGCAGAGCGACCCAAGCUUCGUCCUCCAGAUCGCUGAAAAGGAGCAGGAGCUGUUGGCCUCGCAGGAGACCGUGCAGGUCUUGCAGAUGAAGGUGAGACGCUUGGAGCACUUGCUCCAGCUCAAGAACGUGCGCAUAGAAGACCUCUCCCGGAGGCUCCAGCAGGCAGAGCGCAAGCAGCGGUGAGCCUGGGAGACGCCCCCUUAUCCGCCAGAGCCCAGACAUCGCAACUGACGCACCCACCUCGAAGGGCAGACGAAUGGGCGGGCGGAGCCAGCUGCUCCAGUGAGCCUCCUGGGACACAAGCGCCCCCUUGGGGUGUGAGUGAGCAUGGGGGGCAGUGGGACAGGAACCCUCCAAGCGGAGCCCAGGAACUGAGCCACUCCUUCCGCUCCAUCUGGGUCAGGAGAAUGGACCGCUUUCCAGAACCCAGAAGCCACAUGCAGAGACCUGGCGUGCACCCCAAAGCAGUGCUUGACACCAGGGACUCUGCCUUGGUGCUCCCGGUGCUGGGCCUUAGGGGGUGGUCCCCCAGCUUGGUCUGCACCCUUAGAACCGGGUCCCCACCCAGCUCUGGUGACAGCAGCGUCUCCAUCCAGGCUAGUUCUCUGUACCAUGGGUCAAAGGGGAGGCUGUCCGAGACAGCUGACGGGCUUCCUUGCCCCUCCUGGGCACUCACCUGGGACCCAGCUAAAGGCUGGAGAACACAGCAGCUGAAGAGGAAGGGGUGAGGUGUGAGCUCAGCCACAGACUGUGCCUUCCAAUUGUCCUCCCCUCCCACAGUGUAUGUUGAGAAUAUUUGGGGGAUGUGGAGCUGAGUUGUUCCCAUUAAAGUUAUGGUGUCCUU